AUGAGGCCAUGGAUUGUUGUGAUGUACCUGGUCCAAGGGCUUGUUCAUUCAAAAGAAGCAAUGAGAACAAAAAGAGCUGUGGAUCCAGAAGCCUUUAUGAACAUUCAUGAGCUUAUUACACACAAAGGCUAUCCCAGUGAGGAACAUAAAGUGGUGACUGAAGAUGGAUAUAUACUUACUAUUAACAGAAUACCAUUUGGUAUUAAGAAUCAAGGGAAUACAGUUUCAAAACCAGUGGUGUUUCUAAUGCAUGGUUUAAUGGGUGAUGGAAGCAACUGGAUUUUGAAUUUGGAUCACAAUAGUUUGGGCUUCAUCCUGGCAGAUGCUGGCUAUGAUGUUUGGCUUGGAAACAAUAGAGGAAACAUCUGGUCCAGAAGCCACCAAAAUCUGUCUAUAUCUCAAGAUGAAUUUUGGGCUUUCAGUUUUGAUGAGAUGGCAAAGUAUGAUCUUCCAGCUAUGAUCAACUUCAUACUACAAAAAACUGGACAACAGCAGCUAUAUUAUGUUGGGUAUUCCCAGGGCGCUGCAAUAGGAUUCAUAGCUUUUUCAACAAUGCCAGAGUUAGCUCAAAAGGUGAAAAUGUUUUUUGCCUUAGCUCCUGUGACUAGAAUUAAAUAUGCCAGAAGUCCUGCAACAAUAUUCUUAAGUCUUCCACAAUUUUAUCUGGAAGUUAUGCUUGGCAAAAGAGACUUCUUUCCUCGGAAUCCAAUAUUCAAAAGUAUUCUUACCACAUUAUGUGGCUGGGGACUCUUUCCAGGGAUUUGUGGAAAUAUUUUCUUCCUUCUCAGUGGAUACAAUACAGAAAAUAUGAAUAUGAGUCGAAUAAAUGUGUAUGUGGCUCAUUCACCCGCUGGAACAUCUGCUCAGAAUAUACUGCAUUGGAGCCAGGCCUACCAUUGUGGACUAUUCAAAGGUUUCGACUGGGGUGAUGAGAACAAGAAUAAGGAAAAGCACAACCAGCCCAUCCCUCCUAUAUAUAAAGUGGAAGAUAUGAAUGUGGCAACAGCAGUGUGGUCUGGAGGAAAAGACCUGCUCUCUGAUCCAAAAGAUGUUUCUAUACUCCUCCCUCAGAUCAGAAAUCUUGUUUUCCAUAAAGCAAUCCCAGAAUGGGCUCAUCUGGAUUUCAUCUGGGGACUAGAUGCACCUCACCGCAUGUAUUAUGAAAUGAUUGCUCUGAUGAGGCAGCAUACGUAA
This is a messenger RNA of Anolis sagrei ordinatus, 1194 nucleotides long. The record is from RefSeq and is a predicted model, not a curated record. Lineage: Eukaryota; Metazoa; Chordata; Lepidosauria; Squamata; Anolidae.